Lycium barbarum (goji berry) is the source of this 676-nucleotide messenger RNA. RefSeq names its product embryo-specific protein ATS3A-like. Gene Ontology annotation, molecular function: protein binding. Bases 56 to 544 code for a protein of 162 amino acids. Lineage: Eukaryota; Viridiplantae; Streptophyta; Magnoliopsida; Solanales; Solanaceae. The record is from RefSeq and is a predicted model, not a curated record. The transcript has a single exon.
GUCCUUUUCUCUAACAUAUACAGUAGUAGUAAUCAAACAAUAUCAUCAAAAUCAGAUGAAAAUGUGUGGUCGUCUCCUUGUGCUCCUUUUCCUCAGCUUAUCAUUUUUCUUCUUCAAUUUCUCCCAAGCAAGAUCAAUAAUUACUUCAACUUCAACAAAACAAGAUGUUACUGCAGCUAGGAAAUGCUCAUACACAUUGACAAUCAAAACAAGUUGUUCUUCAUCUAAAUACACCAGAGAUAAAGUCAGUAUUGCUUUUGGAGAUUCUUAUGGAUUUGAGGUCUACGCGCCAAGACUAGAUAACCCAUCUUCCAGAAUAUUCGAGAGGUGCUCUACUGAUACUUUCAAGAUCAAUGGUCCAUGUACUUAUGAGAUCUGUUACCUUUACUUGAAGAGAGUUGGAUCUGAUGGCUGGAAACCACAGAGCGUUAAGGUGUACGGUCCAAGUCGUCCCGUUAUUACAUUUAAAUUUAAUAAGUUUUUACCUAAUGGAGUUUGGUUUGGAUUUAAUCACUGCCUUAAACUGUCUGCAUCUGUUAUGUAGGAAAUCCAGUAUGUAUGUAUUCAACCAUGAAUUUUGCAGAUUUAAUUCAUGUAGAAUUAUACUAUAAAAGUAUUGUUUGGAGAAUAAAAGAUACGGAGGAUCGGACCCCGGUAUAAACGGUUGUUAUCCUUU